CUCAAUGCUCAAAUUAUUUCAUGCAACAGAAUGUAAUAUAAACGUCAGCUGUUUUCUUUCCUAAUUAUAUAAUCAUUGUAAGAAUCGGUUUGACCAAUACUAAAACGCGAUGCAAACGUCGACAUUUAACGUAAGAGAAGGACACGGCCCUGAAUAUGCGGCACAUGUACCUACCGAAAUAAAGAUGUAUCAGCAUAAAGAUGAACGAUUAUCGUCACGAUGACCCAAUUCACGAAUAUGCUGACACUGAUCGCACAGUCAUUACGGCAUUAACAUAAGUUUUCAUGCAGUAUCGUAAAAUUCCUCAAGACAGAACUACUACUUCGCCUGUCGCACGCGAGAAUUAAUUAAGAAUCCUAAAUCAUCGGUCGUUUGCGAGUCACCAUGUGCUCGCGACUGUACGUGUCACUGCUCUCGAUAUUAAUUCUGCCCGGAACACGCGCGAUCCAACUGUUCAAUGGGGACAUUUUACCGAUGGAAAUCUCGAAACAAUUGGACGAUUAUUGGAGGGCUUACAAGGCGCAGUUUAAUAAAACGUACGCAAAGAACCUGGAGAACGCGAGACGGAUGGCUUGGGAGCAGAACCUCGUGGAGAUUUAUAAACACAAUCUAAUGGCUGCUGCCGGACAUCAUAGCUAUACAUUACGAGAUAACCAUAUCGCCGAUCUCAACACUCACCAGUACAAUCGAGAGAUGGUGAGACUAAUACCGAGUCGGAGGCGCCGAUUGCCGUCCGAACCGAUAGUAUCGGUGCAUCAGUCUGAUAAUGUGCCAGAAAGCCUGGACUGGCGCGAGUGUGGCUUCGUUACGACGCCGGUGAAUCAACAGAGCUGCGGCAGUUGCUACGCUUAUUCGAUCGUAGAGAGCAUAGAGGGUCAGAUUUUCAAGCAGACCGGCAUGCUGCUUGACCUGAGCGCGCAACAGCUGGUGGACUGUAGCACGGCGACCGGGAAUCUCGGCUGCACCGGUGGCUCCCUCAGGAACACGCUACGAUAUCUGGAACGAUCGAAGGGUCUGAUGCCUAGAUCCCUCUAUCCGUACAUGGCCGAGCAAGGGCAGUGCAGAUUUCAAAAAGAUUUAAGCGUCGUCAAUAUAACAUCGUGGGCGAUCUUGCCGGCACGAGACGAGAGAGCAUUGGAAGUGGCAGUAGCGACAAUCGGUCCCAUAGCUGCCUCCAUAAAUGCCAGCCCGAAAACAUUCCAGCUUUAUCAUAAAGGCGUCUACGAUGAUCACCUAUGCAGUUCGGACGCGAUGAACCACGCGAUGUUGAUCGUGGGAUAUACGCCGACCGAAUGGAUCCUGAAAAACUGGUGGGGCGACAAUUGGGGCGAAAAUGGCUACAUGCGUCUGGCGAAAAAUAAAAACCGCUGCGGCAUAGCAAACUACGCCGCCUACGUGAAAAUCUGAGAUUCGUUCUUUUUUAAUUCAAUCGAAAACUCUCUUGUCUGCGUAUCAUAAAAAUGUAUGCUAUGCUUUUUAAUAUAUUAUGUACUAUUUCUAUAUCUCUAUACUCGAAUUAUUUAUUUCUAUGUCUAAACACACUGUAUUGUAUGAUAAAGCUGUAUGUUUCGACAAAAUAAAUAUCGUUUUCCUAUGAAA
Messenger RNA from Ooceraea biroi (clonal raider ant), 1599 nucleotides. It is a transcript of the gene CtsL4, whose product is annotated as Cathepsin L4. Gene Ontology annotation, molecular function: cysteine-type peptidase activity. The record is from RefSeq and is a predicted model, not a curated record. Gene Ontology annotation, biological process: proteolysis. Lineage: Eukaryota; Metazoa; Arthropoda; Insecta; Hymenoptera; Formicidae.